AUGGAUUCAUUGAUUGAUAGUACUAAUCACAUAUCAAGUAGCAUUAAUGAGAUGGUCGAGUACCGCGCAUUAAAGGGCCAUAUUUAUAGUGUAGGGUUUCAGCCGGAUGAAUGCCUAAUACCGUUCUUAGAGUUAGUCGGGUUCGGAUCAGCAGCAUUGAUCCGGACUUUUAAUCUACGAUAUAACUUGAUUACUACCUUAGUCGAGCAAUGGCGUCCGAAGACCCACACAUUUCAUUUGUCGUGCAGGGAGUGCACAAUCACUCUAGAGGACGUUGCACUACAGCUGGGGCUCCCCAUCGAUGGGAACGCGGUCACGGGCGUAAGUUUGAUCUCCAGGCCUGCUCGCAUUUGCUAUGACUUACUUGGACGCUCGCCAAGUGAGGGAAAUUUUCAAACCUUGAAGUUUUCAUGGCUAAAGGCCAAUUUUGAAUAUUUGCCUAGUACUGCCACUGAAUUGGAGGUUAUGCAGGCAGCGCGAGCUUAUAUUAUGCACCUUAUAGGAGGUGUACUCAUGCCGGAUACACACGGAAGUGCAGUCCACUUAAUGUACUUACCGCUGCUAUCUAAUUUGCAUAACACGCAUUCAUACAGUUGGGGGUCCGCAGUGUUAGCCAUUUUGUACCGCGAACUUUGUCGGACGACAGAUCCUUCUGCGGUUGACAUAGGUGGAUGCCUCAUACUGUUGCAGUCGUGGGAUCUUUAUUAG
This is a messenger RNA of Gossypium arboreum, 708 nucleotides long. RefSeq names its product protein MAIN-LIKE 2-like. The transcript is spliced from 2 exons. Bases 1 to 708 code for a protein of 235 amino acids. Gene Ontology annotation, biological process: meristem maintenance; meristem development. Lineage: Eukaryota; Viridiplantae; Streptophyta; Magnoliopsida; Malvales; Malvaceae. The record is from RefSeq and is a predicted model, not a curated record.